Messenger RNA from Priapulus caudatus, 2519 nucleotides. Its product is annotated as sialin-like. NCBI's taxonomy places the organism in Eukaryota, Metazoa, Priapulida, Priapulimorpha, Priapulimorphida, Priapulidae. Gene Ontology annotation, molecular function: transmembrane transporter activity. Gene Ontology annotation, biological process: transmembrane transport; monoatomic anion transport. The record is from RefSeq and is a predicted model, not a curated record.
AUCAAACACGAUGACGCGAUGACACCCGGGCCGUAGAAAUAAGAAAUAGUAAUAUUAGUAUAUAUAGAUUAUAGUAGAUAGUCGUGCAUCUAUGCAUUUCUGGGAUGGCACAUGUUUCAUUGAACGCAGAGUAUGAAGCCAGAGAGCCGCUUCUAGCGGCUGUAGACGAAAGUGAACAUGAAGAAGGCGUCCCGCGGAGUGGCGGUCGCGAGAAGCCCGAGAGCGGCGUGCUGAGCGCGCGUCACACGUUAGCCAUGAUGAUGUUCCUCGGCUUCUUCAAUGUCUACGCGCUGCGCGUCAACCUCAGCGUCGCUCUGCUCGCCAUGGUGAACGUCACCAUGCUGGAGGCGGAUCCCGUGAUCAACCAGACGGACGAUUGCCCGUCGCCGACCGACAACGUGACGACGGGCGGCGGCUUCGACGGUGGAACAUUUUACUGGGAUAGUGAAAUUCAGGGUAUUAUACUGGGAUCAUUCUUUUAUGGGUAUAUUUUCACACAGCUGCCAGGCGGACGACUUGCUGAAAAGUAUGGGGCGAAAUGGGUCUAUGGAUUAGGCGUUUUAUGCACAACACUUUUUACCUUCCUAACUCCAUUGGCAGCCAAUACAAAUCAUAAUGUCGCAGCAUUGGUGGCCAGCCGUGUGAUAAUGGGAUUGGGUGAGGGAGUAACGUUUCCAGCCGCACACGCGCUGUGGAGUAACUGGGCACCUCCUCUGGAGAGAAGCAAGCUGAUAGCCUUUUCCUAUGCCGGCUGCCAGCUGGGAACGGUCGUGGCUAUGCCAUUAUCGGGUCUGCUGUGCGAGUACUGGGGAUGGCCGUCCGUUUUCUAUGUGUUUGGUUCAUUGGGGGUGGUGUGGUUUGUCCUAUGGGCAGUACUAAUUAGAAAUUUUCCAGAGGACCACCCUCGCAUAUCAACCAGCGAGCUAAAUUACAUCCAGUCUACCCUAGGUCAAAAAUGCACUAGGAAGUCGACCCGCCCACCAUGGAAAAGCAUAUUCACGUCUCUGCCAGUGUUGGCCAUAUCUGUUGGUCACAUCUGUAACAACUGGGGAUUCUACACGAUGCUUAUAUGUCUCCCCACCUACAUGAAAGAAGUUCUCAAGUACGAUAUUUCAAAGGAUGGAUUUGUGUCAGCUCUGCCCUAUUUGAUGUCGUGGAUUGUAAUGAUCUUGUCUGGAUUCCUUGCUGACUACCUGCGAGAGAGGGACAUACUCAGCACUGUCUCUGUUAGAAAGAUCUGGAUGCUUAUAGGUACACUGAUGGGCAUAACUAAUACCUUGGCAACUCUACCUGGCAUAUUCUCUCCUCUGGUUGUUGGAGUAUUGACAGCAAAUCCAAGCCGGCACCAGUGGCAGAUAGUUUUCUACAUAGCAGCAGCUGUAUACACUUUUGGCUGUUUGUUUUUCCUGGUAUUUGCCUCUGCGACAGAGCAGGUCUGGGCCAAGGGAACACCAGACCCUAGCCUCGACAAUGUGAUAACUCCAGAUGGAGAAGUGCGCAAUGAAAGGUUGCUUAUCCAACACAACAGUUGUCAUCUGGAUUGAAGAGCUAUGACAAUCUAAAUAUUGCUCAAGCAUUCCUAUAAGCAUUGCAGUGCAGUGCAGUUUAUAGCAGUUCCUAUUGCUAUAUCUAUAUUUGUCUCGUGACUGACGAGAAAUUGCUUUUCCAUCUCCAGAUCAACUAUGCACAAUGUGUUUUCAAUCAAAGUUGUAUUCAUGGUUGUUGAUACCUAAUUUGGUUUCAUCUUUGUACAUAUAUGUAGUAACGACAACCAUGAGAGCGAGUUAAACAGAGCACAUGUUCCGUAAGCCAGAUUCUGUGAGACAGAUAUAUAUUUUUGUUGUGGAUAAUUAUUAAUUGUGAUAACGGUAAUUAUUAGAUCUGAUUUACACAUCUACGAUACAUGUCAAGCAUAUUGUUUAUUAUUAUUAUAUAAACUAUCAUGAAUUUAUUUACACUUCAGUUGAGUCAAUUCACCCACGUUAGUUGUAUCAUGAAGUUAUUUGCGAAUAUACUGUUUUGUUAAUGUACUAAGCAUCCCAUUCAAAUUGUAACGUACUGACUAUAGCACAAGCUAUGGUCGCAUGUGACGUGAGUUUUGAGAAGUGAUCACUUCAUGACAGAGGUGGCAGUCAAGACUUUUGUUGAGUAUAAUCUCAUAGACAUCCUAUAAAGAGCUAAUAAUACCUUAGAGUUAGCUCUUGAUCCUAUUCGUAAGAGAUGACCGAGCAGUUCGCUCAUGAUCACCUGUUGUGAUUUCACGGCCGAACUUACCUGGUGUUGCUUUGACUCUCUGAAGCUAUGGUAUUACAUAUCAACUAGAGUGAUACGAAACUAAAAGGGUUGGGUGCUGGGUGGAUUGUGUAGUUAUUGCAGGUGUAAAUUAAUGUGGUUUUUUUUAAAUUAUACGCUGUUGGGUUAAAUAUUAUUAAUUAUAAAUUUGUUAUAACUUGGUGUCAGUAUUGACAUUUUAUAAAUACUUUUAAUUGUUUUACAUACUUACAGUAGUUAUCAAAUUU